This is a messenger RNA of Chironomus riparius, 2881 nucleotides long. The record is from the annotation of a GenBank genome assembly. NCBI's taxonomy places the organism in Eukaryota, Metazoa, Arthropoda, Insecta, Diptera, Chironomidae.
AAAAGUUGGACAAUCACAAUGGAAAACUUACCAAGUGAAAUUUUGCUGCAUAUUUUCGAUCUGUUGGAUUCUGAAACGCUUAGAAAUGUUGCAGUUCUUUGUUCAAGAUUUCAAUCCCUCAUUCACAACAGCAACCACAUCAUGGCCAAAUUCCGUGCCUGCAUCAACUUAUCAAACCUUAAUAUUGCAAAGAAAACUUUAUCAGACAUGCCGUACCGGAAGUUUGAUAUAUUUGCAUCGAGCUACUUCACCCGCAUGUCACUGGGACGAUUUGAAGGCAAAAUUAAUUCAAUCAUUGGUCAGCACACAGAAAAUAUUGAAAAUCUCCGGCUUUAUGACUCAACGACUGGAUUAGCAUCAAAAAUUUUAGUAAAUUUGGAAAACUUAACACAUUUGUGCAUUGAGAGGAUUCAAAAGUCGUUAAUUGAGGAAGACGACGCGUUAUUUUCAAUAACUUUACCAAAUUUGAAGAUUCUUGAAGUCGAUGGAGUUGAUUCGUACUUAAAAUGCCUUAGAUGCCCAAAAAUUGAGACUCUUAUUUACAGAAAUGUCGACAGUCCUAUGACAAACCAAAAUGCAGUCAGUCGAUCGCUCAACAAUUUCUUCAAACGAUCACGUACCCUCAAAGACUUUACAAUGUUUGGUGCUGUACCGAAUUUUGAGACUGAAAAAUUUGAAUUUAAAUUACAAAAAUUAAAAUUCACAAAUUAUGCGACAAAUGUUGAUGAAACUGAGGACAGUCCAAUGAUGAAGCUGCUUAAAUCACAAAAGGACAACAUCAGAGACUUGACAGUGACUGAAUAUGUCACACAAGACAUCCUCGGAAUCGCCAUAAAUGAGAUGAAAAAUCUGGAAAAAUUAAAACUUGAUUUGGAUAAAAUUUUUGCUGAACCGAGAAAUUUGAGGAUGAAUUUUAAGCUGAAGAAGCUUGAGAUCAUAAAUUUACCAAAUUUUCAUGAACAUGUCUUGAAGAUCAUCAAGAACUGCCCGAAUGUUGAAAUAUUGAAAUUUUUAUGCUUCAUUCCAGGCAUGGUUCUAAGCGACGUGUCAAGUUCUAUGAAAAAUUUACAAAUUCUAACCUUUGAAUCAACUGAAAAUGUAGACCUAAGUAAAAUCGCCUUCAACAACCUUAAAAAACUGUCAAUUUGGGAACUGAGCAAUCAAGAUCAAUUAAUAACCAUCUUCAGAGUUUGCAGUGCGUCAGCGAACUUAACAGAAUUGGAGAUUGUGAACAUUACUUAUGAAUUGACAUCUGUGGAGGUCGACAUCCUUAUUAAAAUUUGCAAAAAUGUCGAAAUUUUAAAGCUUCAUGGACACAUGGACUACGAUGAUCCUAUAAAUAUGGUUUUUUAUGGCAAUCAGACAAAAUUGAGGCUUCUUGUGCUUGACAUUUUUGUAGAUGAAGAAAGACUUGAACUUGUUCAGAUGCUGCAUGACACUAAAAUCCAGUGCAUCGUUCCUGAUGCAGUAAAUGCAUAUCGAUAUUAUACUGACAAGCGUGGACCAUCAUGUGACUAUUUGGAUCAAAUAAGUGUUGACGAUUUGGAAUCUGAAUCCAGUGACGAUGAUUCUGAAGAUUUGAGUUCUGAAAGGUCUGAAAAUUCUGAUGGAUGUCCUGAAAGUGAAGAUUUCUCUGACUUUUAUGACCAAAACUUGACUAGUUGUGAUGAGAAUUUCAGUGACUGUUCAAAUACAGACACUUCAUGUUCGCAAUGCUGCAAUGGAUCUAUCGGGUUUGAAAGAGCUUUUAGGGGUAUAAAUGGAUACGAAGGAGAGCAAGUAGUCCCUAACAAUUCGAGAAAUGAUCAGUUAUUCCCCAGAGUCGCUGAAUAUGACCAAGAAUUGUCUAACAACGAAAACCACAUCUCCAGCACUUUAACAAGUUAUUUCUCAAAAUUAUUAUAUCAAAAACCUGAAAUAUCCUACUUCAAACAGCUACAACAUCCAGUUCAUGACGUGGGAAACAGUAUUUACUAUGGAAUGCAUAUGAAUCUAACACUUUACUACUUUGAUGUUAUUUUUCCACAAAUCAAAGCUUCCAGCUGCCCAACGAGUUAUCCUAAAGUUGAAGUUCCAGAACGACUAGAUAAUGAGAACCCAAAUCAUCGAAAGCGACUUGUUUAUGAUCCAGAUAAUGAUUUGUACUUUAUGAUGAAUAUAAACAUAGCUUAUCAUCAUUUUAACAAUCAUUUUGGAGAGAAAGAAGAUCCAAAUGCAUGGAAAUUCCGUUAUUACUCGAAAAGAUUAAGACGGGAAGUUCAGAUUAUGGAAGUUGAUCAAAAUUUAGCAAAUACUGCUGAACAAGUGGGAUUAAACAAUGAAUUGAGCAAUGCUGAGGAUGAAGAAGGAGAUGUUGAAAUGGAAAUUGAUGCAGAUGAUGAGCAAGAAAUCGGAGAGGAUUACCAAGAAGAUUCUCAAGUUUCAGAAUCGGAUGAUGAAUCUCAGGAAGGAUUUUCAAGCAGUAAUAACCAAGAAUCUUCACCUCGUAGUCAAUUUCAAAUCAUUCAAAUUGAAAGUCUUUUCGACAUGUCUGAUGAAAAUGAUGAUUUAGGUAGCAAUCAGGAUCCUUCAACAAACAACGAUGAAAGUGAUCAAAACUCUUCAAAUUCAGAAGAUCCGCUACACAUAGAUGAUCAACAAAACUUAUCAAGUCAGGAUGAAAACUCGGAUUCUUCAUCAAUCAGUGAAGGUGACAUGCAGGUUGAGAUUGCUAUUCAUAAGAGACCAAGGGAAGAUGACGAGGGGAUCAGCAGCGAAGAAGACAUUUUUAUUGAAAUUAUUGAGGGAAAGAAAAAGAUCAGAAAAACUUGUUAAGUCGCUAAAAAUCACAUUUUAUUUUAUAUGCGUUACUGAAAAAUAAAAAAAAAUUUUUAAAGUUUAA